GUGUCUGUGAGGGCUGGCAGCAGGCACGGGCAUUGUGGAGCUGUCCUGAGUGGCACAAGAGCUGCUACAGCUGCUCUGUGCUCUCCCCACAUCUCCAGGGAGUGGCCCUGACACCUUGGGAGAUGAAUUAAAAUGCAGCACACCACGUGCACAGAGGACAGGAUCUACCACGCUCUGGAAAGGUGUCUCCACGGCCUUAGCAGGGAUGCUGUGUCCAGCAGAUGGGCUGCUGGGCUGUGCCUGAACUGCUGGAGCCUGCAGGAGCUGGUGAGCCGGGACGCCAGCAACUAUCUCAUCCUGGUGGAGAAGAUCCUGGGCAAGACCAAAGAGGUGCAGGAGAGGUGUGACUACGACCUGGUGAUGCCCCUGGCUCUGCUCUUCUACUCGGCCGUGCUCUAUGCUCCUCACUUCCCACCUGGCUCUGACCUGCUCCUGAAAGCUGCCAGUGUUUACCACAGCUUCCUGACGUGGCCUGUGCCCUACUGUGACACCUUCCGGGAGCUGCUCACCUUCAUCAGCAAUGAGCUCAAGGCGCCAGGGAUCACGUUCCAGAGGCUGGUGAGGACAGAGCAGGGGCUGCCAGUGAAGAACUACCAGAGCUCCACAGUGACGGUGCUGCUGCUGAAUCGCUCGGAGGUCCAGAGCGAGUUCCUGUCCAUCGCCGAGAAGCUGAGCUCCAGUGAGGCCCCCCAGCACUCCACACUGGUGCUGCUCCUCCAGCACCUCUACCAGGCCAACUUCGGCACCUGCUGUGACCUGGACAGGCUGCAGCACCUGCUCAAGUCCAAGCCCCUGGAGGAGCUCUCGGAGCUCUACGCCAGUGCUGCCGAUGCACAGGAGGCGGCGGCUGCCAGCAGCGACCCUGCACUGGCCCGGGAGCGGCUCCAGGCCAUGCUGCGUGACAUUGCCGGGGCUGCCUCCCUUCCUGCCAUUGCAGGCGAGGCCCAGCCCCGCAAGCUGCAGCCCAUCCCUGUCCCCCCUGCUCGCUGCUACACCUACAGCUGGGACCAGGACACCUUUGACAUCCUCAAUGAUGUCCUCAGCAAGGAGUGCAGCAUUGCUGAGCCCCUGGCCUCAGAGAAUGAGGAGGAGGAUGAGGAUGAGGAGGAUGUGGAGACUGACGGUGGCUCCCCCGAGCAGGACUCGCUGCUGUCCCCGCUCUGUGCCAUCUCCAGUGACUCGGUGUGCUCCGUGCUGUCCGAGGAGAGCUCCAAGCCAUCACAGGUGUCCCUCUUCGCCUCCUCCAGGGAGUCCAUCUCGGAGCUGACGGUGGUCUCCAGGAAGUCCCUGAAGUCGUUCGUGUCCAGCCUGAAGGACUGCAUGGACAGUGGCUACGCCGAGGACAGCGACGAGAGCUCUCUGGACACGGUGGCCAGGACGGACAGGCCGCCCCCCAGGCAGCGGCAGUCGCUGACCAACAGGCUCUACAAGCUGUUGAAGAACAAGAGCCAGCAGCUGGUGCAGCGCCGGGAGCCGUGCCCGGGGCCGUGCUCGCUGUCGCUGCGGCGCGCCGAGAGCCUGUGCGCGUCCCCGGCCCGGCCGCGCGUCNGCGCCUACCGCGACCUCAGGCUCAAGGAGAGCUCCUGCCCCUCGCUGACACGGUACUUCAGGCUGCUGUUUUUCUACAUCCCCGUGAAGAGGAGCUGUGCGGCUCCAUCCACCCCGCAGAUGCAUCAUCACCCCUCGCUGGCCCUGGGGGACCCCCUGCCCCGGGCGCUGGACCCCUCCCUGGCUGGGAUGGAGGGCAGCACCAAUGACAUCUCGCACUACAUCGGCCUGCUGGACCCCUGGUAUGAGCGCAAUGUCCUGGGGCUGAUGAACCUGCCCAUGGAUGUCCUGUGCCAGUGUGCCAAGCCUGAGGCUGAGCCCCAGGAGGACUCCCAGGAGCAGCUGCCCAUCUUGGCAGACAUGAUCCUCUACUACUGCCGCUUCGCCACACGCCCCAUGCUGCUGCAGCUCUACCAGACCGAGCUCACCUUUAUUGGGGGGGAGAAGAGGACCGAGGUCUUCAUCCACUCGCUGGAGCUGGGGCACUUGGCAGCCACGAGGGCCAUCAAGGCCUCAGGUCCAGGCAGCAAAAGGCUGGGAAUAGAUGGAGACAGGGAAGCAAUCCCACUGACACUACAGAUUGCAUACAGCAAGACAGCUGCCAGUGGCAGGAGUCACUGGAAUGAUGUGGAGAAGGUCUGCACAUCUGUCAACCUCAGCAAGGCCUGCAGGAAGCACGAGGAGCUCGCCUCGAAGACAGAAUGUCUCAACUUAACCAUGACCGAGGUGGUCAAGAGGCAGAACUCCAAAUCCAAGAAAAGUUUCAAUCAGAUCAGCAUGUCCCAGAUCAAAGUGGACAAGGUCCAGAUCAUUGGGGUCCAGUCCUCCUUCGCUGUGUGCCUGGACCAGGAUGAGCAGAAGAUCCUGCAGAGUGUGACCAGGUGUGAGAUCUCCGUGUGCUACAAGCCCAGGGACAGCGACCCUCUGGCACCCAGAGGGUCCCCAGUGCCCCCCCAGGACCCCUCUGAGUUCCACUCCCUGCUGUGUUUGCCCAUUGCCACCUUCAGUGGGGCACUGCCAUAGAGGGGCCGUGUCCCUCCAGACCAUCCCGCACCAAUCCAGUGAAGGGAAGGAGAAGGAUGCCCAGCCCUGCUUGGCCAAGAGCUGCUGCAGCUGAAGAGUUGUUGUGUUGGGGUGGUGCCUGCUCCUGCUCCUUCCCUCCUUGGGAAGUGGGAUUGUCGUGCUCUGGUGUCACUGGGGGACUCCUCAGCAAGGGGGGGAAGGUGGUUCCUGGAUAUCUCCCUGUGGAUCAGCAGAUGUCAACACCGGGGUGGGAGGGCAGGGCAAGGACAGGGAUGUUCCCUGGCAGAAAAUGGUGCAGGUGAGAUAUGGGGGGGGAUAUUUGGGAAAAGGAAUGUCCUUGGCUCAGUGGUGUCAGGUGUCCGUCAGUGCAUGGGAAUUACAGCUCCCAUUGUGUUGGUGAAAUACCAGCCCAUGUCCUGGUGGUAUUUCACCUGUGAGGUCAGGGAUGCUCAGUACAGUUUUUUGGGAUGGGGGGACAGGUUUCCCAAGGUUUCCAUUCCCUUCUGGAGGCUGUGUGUCCUGCAGGGAAACAGAGCAGGGAUCCUGCAGCACGGGCUGCCUGUGUCCAGGGAAUUGAGUGCAAUAGGGCAUCCCAGGGCAAAGACAGCUGGUGGAUCCAUGUAUUUCCUGUACAUCCAGGAGAGGAAUUCCCAAUUCCUGCAGGACUCCAGCACUGACCUGUACUCUGAGUCCAGGAGCAUCCUGCUCCCAGCACUGUGUGCCAGAGCCAGCCCAGGGCUGAGCCCUCUUUAGCUGCUGGAAAUCCAUCAGGAGCAGUGCUGGAUCUCCAGCAGGGAGGGAAGUACUGGGGAAGCACCAGCAUUGCCUCAGGUACCUGCAGGGUCACCUUUGCUGGAGAAGGACCCAGCACCAAACCCAGUGAGUAACACCUGCAAGUGACAGCAGGAUUUGAGAUCCUCCCCCCCACAAACACUCCAACCUCUUUCCCCUUUCUGCAAGGCUGUGGAUACAGAAAGGUGCAAUAUUUGAGGAUAUUUAGGAAUAGUCUGACCCUGUGAACAAAAACAUUAAGGCUGUUUCUGGGUGGUUUUUGGGGAUUGUAUCACUGCUAGCAGCACAAGAGCUCCUUGCCUGCUGCAGACUCAAAGGAGCUUGAUCCCAAGGUUCUCUGUUUCCUGGACAUGUCUGGAAGGGAGGCCUGGCACUGCUGGGGGCUGCAGGGCUCAGCCACAGUAGGGUCAGUUCAGGGGGUCCUUGAUCCUCCAGGAAACAGGACCUGGUGAGCUCUGUCAGUGUCCCCUAGGGCUGGUGGCACAUCAGCAGUGUCAUUUCAGGUUCAAUCUGCCAGGGAAAGUGCCAGAGCUCCUGGGGGUUCAGGUGUCUCAUCAGAGUGGGGGUCAGGUUUGUCUGCUGCAUCCCCCCAUCCCUGCUGGAAGUGUUGGGGAUCCCUCCUGUGGCCCUGACUCUGCUGCUGGCCACUGUCCCUUUGCUGGGGACAGCUUGGCCUGGCCCAAGGAUGAGCACCAUGGUCCCCAAGGUGCUCCCUGGUGUCCUCAGCAGCUCUGGGUGCAGCUCCCAUCAGGGACAGAGAUGAGGAAAUCUUAGAUGUGCCAGUGCUCCUGAGGCCUCUGCACUUCCCUGUCCUGCUUGAAUCCACCACCCCGGAUUGGAGCUGCCCUGGGGAUCAAGGAAAGCUCCUCGGGGGGGUGAAGCAUCCCUUGGGCACAAGCAGGAGCCCUGGCCCCGGCCCAGAGCAGAGCCAGGGUGGUCUCCCAGCAAAGAUCCCCCUUCUCUGGCCUCACAGUGGCUCCAGGAGCACCCAGCUUAUCCAAGUGCACGGAGCAGUGUCUGUCCUUGCAGGGACCCCCAGCACAGCCAGGCUCUGCUGUGCUGUCCCUGCUCCAGGAUGCCUGGGCACUCCUCUCCAGAACUAUUUUCAGCCAAAUAGGCUCCAAGGAUCCAAAUCUAAUUUUAGUGGCUCUUUUCAUGCACUUGGAAAAGGUUUUCUCAGCGACUUUUCCUUCCCAAAACAGUUUGUGGUGUGUUCUCUCCAGUGGGGCUGGAGUUUGGGCAGGUGGUUGUUUUUGUUCAGGGUUUUAAACCAGCACCUUACCCUGUCAAACACUCCUCUCAGGGAUCUUGGUAUCCGUGGCUAAAUCCAUGCCAGGACAGAAAUCCCUCUGGGUUCAGUUGGUCCUGCAGCAAUCCUGGAGAAGAGAAUUUCCACCCCAUAGAGAAAACCAAGCAUAAACUCCAGGCACUCAGAAUUCUGGAGAAGGUUUUGACCUCUGAUGCUUUCUGGAAAUGAAAGAAUUCCAGGGUUCUUUGGGGUCGUCUUUGUACAUUUGUGUAGCUUCAACAAAUCUGUGUAAAUUCUGUGCUGAUCUGUAAAAUAUUGUGCAGAGAACUUUUAAAGUAAUUGUAAAAUAUUAAAAGUUGGUUUAUUUCCAGUACAGGAGCAGUAAUUGGGUCAAGGAAUUCCUGGGUGGGUGGGAGGCACAGGAGGAGGCUCCAAAUCUUUCCAGAGGAGCUGACCUGGGAGCAGGAAAAGGCUCUGAGAGUCAUUUGCACCGGGAUUUUUCCUUCAGCUGCUCCAAAGGCUCGGGCUCACAGGUGGGGUAACCUGGGAUUAACCUGCAGGUACAACCUGCACAGUCUUUAGCAAAUAAGUUAUUUUUUUCCACCCUCACAGGAGAUGCUGCCCAGACUUGAACACUCCAUGGUUUAUUAUUAUCAUCUUUUUAUCUCCUUAUUAUAAUUUUUUUUUAAAGACAAAAAAAAAAAAAGGAAAGAAAGGGUUGGAGAUGACUCAGUUUAGAGAAAUGAAAAAGGCAACUUCAAUCCCACCAAACAAAGCUUGGCUUUCCCUCUCCCCAGAUCUUCUAUAUUUGCUGGAGCUGGACUAAAAAUAGACCUGGGCUGAAGGCCAGGGUAGAAAAUAGAGCCACAGCACCAAAAGUGUUUGGUUUGUGACCUGUUCCCUUCCAACCUGGAAGGAAAUCACCCAGGCCUAGGUUUGGCCAGGUGCCAGGGGUGGCUUUCCCUGCAGGAUGGGAGUGGGGCUCGGACAGCUCUGACCCCCCGCUCCCCUCGGCCCCAGCUGCUCUGAGAGCAACCCUGGGAGGGGGAACGGAGCGGGGAACACGUCCCUGAACAGUGGCCAGGGCAGGAGGAGCCAGCCUG
This is a messenger RNA of Cyanistes caeruleus (blue tit), 5715 nucleotides long. It is a transcript of the gene PIK3R5, whose product is annotated as phosphoinositide-3-kinase regulatory subunit 5. The record is from RefSeq and is a predicted model, not a curated record. NCBI's taxonomy places the organism in Eukaryota, Metazoa, Chordata, Aves, Passeriformes, Paridae. Gene Ontology annotation, molecular function: 1-phosphatidylinositol-3-kinase regulator activity. Gene Ontology annotation, cellular component: phosphatidylinositol 3-kinase complex, class IB. Gene Ontology annotation, biological process: positive regulation of MAP kinase activity; G protein-coupled receptor signaling pathway.